UCCAACCCAAGUUGAUGGGAAAUUGAAGCUGAGAGAGGCGGGAAGGACAGCUCAGGGUCACGCGGUGCAGUGAUAUGGCCACUCUGCCUCUUCAAGUAGCCGGCACUAAUUCUGAUGUCAAUGGCAUCCUCUUUGAGGACUCAAGUUUGGAAAAAAUAUUUGGAGAGGCUCAGCUCCCCCUGGUGGCCCAUCUUGGAAGUCCUUUCAGGAUGACCAAGCAGGAGACCGGAGUCACACUGGAGUGGGCUGAAGGGUGGAGCAGGAGGCAGGCCAAGAAGAAGAAGAAGCUGAGUUGAACCCAAAUGAUGUCCCUGUGAGGAAGGAUCAGAGCUGCCCACUCCUCAGGUCCUCCUGGGCUCAGGAUACAUAUUUCUUAAUGAUAAAAGCUCAGAACACUCAGUGGCGUGUGCUCCAGCAAACCUCUCACAAGCUGAGGAGACACUUAGAGAUGAAUCUGCAAGCUUCAAGAACUUGCUGGUGGGCUGAUUAGGGAAGAAGAAGGAUAGAUGUCUCCCCAGCAGGGCUGAUGGCUCCCUCUCCUUCCAGGUGCCAUCACAUAUGGCCAUUGUGUGUCUCCCCUGCAGCCAUGAGCACCUUGAGGGCAAAGCAGAGGCUGAUUCCCCUGUUAAUGGCAAGUAGGUUGGCGCAAGAAGACCUCUGACAGUUGACAGGUGAGCAGAGGAGAAGCAAGUGGAUGAAUGUGUGAAGAACAAGUGUAGUCAGGAGAGUGGAGGGGGAGACCCACACUUGUGGCAGGGUCAGGGCCUGGUAGAAAGGUGGCUGCCCCCAGGUGUGGGAGCAGGGGCCAGGAACAGCUCCAGACCCAACCUGCCUUGCCUGGGUGUUUAUUGUCCAGUUUUUACCCUCUGGUCACCUGUGCAACAGACUUCCUCUCAUCAAGUGCUUGAAGUGUCCUGGCAUGUGUGAUGACUUGUUAAAAAAAAAAUCAGCACACUGAGCAACAAGGAACAAAAACUGAUGUAUAUCAGGGUGCAGAGAUGUUAGAGUGUCAACCAAGUCACAGCUGACUGGUGGAAGCCUUGUGCCGCUGUUAACCCAGCAGCUCCUACCUGCAUGCUGAUAGAUGCAGGGCAGUACUGAGUCUGGCCUCUGGGUGGCAGCAUUGUGCGCUGGGGUCCUUCCUCACUGAUGAGGUCCUUCCUCACUGAUGGGGUCCUUCCUAACUGAUGAAGUUCUAGUGGGGAAAACGUUGUGCUCUGAGUCAGGGUGAGUUGCUGCAUCUGUAGUAGUCAGGAUGCUUUGGAUGCAAAGGAGGAAAAACUAUUUCUGGUCAAGUUAGCUGAGAAGAUUAAUUAGAAGGGUAGCUCAUCUAACAUCCCACAGCUGAAGAUUGGCAGAGUUUGGACUCACAUGGACUCUUGUCUGCCUUCAAGUUCAUGCUCUUAUCAGCAAUUGGCCCAAGAUACUGAGGUCCCAGAGCCCCGUGGACCAAGUGUGCUGGCCCAGGCCCCAGGGGAGCCCUUCAGUCUCACAGCCACUCCCCUGGCCAAGCCCUCCAGAAACUCCGGGGGCUGACAACUGCUGGAGGAUCCACCUUACUCAGCUGGCUCAGGCCCUGUGGCCCCCAUGGCUACUGGGAAGGGAGUUCUGCGGAGCCCUUCAGCUGAAAACAGAUGGCGACUUAGUGAAUCUGAGCAGGGCUGGGGCCGGAAGCCGGUGCUACUGGAGAAAACGAACCGCCUGGGCUCUGAGACUGCCCUGGACGGCAGUGGCCAGGAUGAGGCCUGUGCCGAGAUGGUACUGUCAAUGGCCCCAGGCAAGCUCAGGCUGGGAAAGCUGAUGCCCCGGAAGACUUGGUGGGAACAAGGGCAGAGCGCCUUCACAGAGGUGCCUCGGCUCAAGAAGAGGCUUGGGGGCGGGCAGGCCCAGGACAGGGAGCACAGUGGCCCUGCAGGCCAGCCUGGCCCCCAGCAGCUGACCCUCGAUAUCCCCAGGGACCUAACCCGCAGCACCUGUGUCUCUGUGUGGCCCAGUGGAGCCCGCAGGGAGCAGAGAAGUGCCUUCAGCAAGCCAGCCAGGGGUCCAGCAGGGAGACUGGGACCAGCCUCUGUCUUUCAGGUGGGUGAACCUGCAGACGCCCUGGGAGAACUGCUGGGACUCAUCAACACGGUUGAUGUCACUUGCUGGGGUCAACUUUCCAACUCCAAGCUUUUGGGUGAUUUCUGGAACCUGCACACAGUGCCACCAAAUGCUCCUCUCUGUGGCACUUUCCUGGGCACCCCCACGCUGUGGCUUAAGCGCACCAUGGUCCAGAUCCCCACACCCCCAUCCUCCUCCUCCACCAACUCUUGGGCCCUGCUGCCCCCUACGCUCACCUCCCUGGGCCUGUCCACCCAGAACUGGUGCGCCAAGUGCAACCUGUCCUUCCGCCUGACCUCCGACCUGGUCUUCCACAUGAGAUCUCACCACAAAAAGGAGCGUGCGGGGCCCGACCUGCAUUCUAAGAGGCUGAGAGCAGAGGCCCUCACGUGCCCCAUUUGCCACGAGUACUUCCGCGAGCGCCACCACCUCUCCCGGCACAUGACUUCGCACAGUUAACAGGUGGUUUGGAGCAAGCGCUUGGCCAUGAGGCCAAGAUGGCUCACGGGGCCUUCCUCUGAAAAGUCUGGUCACAGUUGUCUGCAGGGCUCUCUCCUUGGGCAUUUGAGGAUGAACAGCUCAGUCAUAAUUGGAAAAGGACAACCAGUCCCCAUGAUGUGUUUUAAAGGAAAUAAAGCUGUAAAACAGUGCACUUUGCUAGUCACAGGGUAUGGUGAAGAAUAGGCACCAAGCGUUUCUGACAUUUGCAGGAGCAGGGACUCUUCUCCUGUCAGCAUAACUUUUGCUCCACAUGGAAGCAAGUUUGGCACACAACAUGGGCUUUGGAGGCAGACAGAUGUGGGUCAGAAUCCUUGCCCUUUCACAUACUAGCCCUGAGCUUGGGCAAACUGCUCUAACUGUCUGAGUCCCAGCAUUCUUAUCUGUAAAGUGGAGAUGGUGACACGUGUGUCUGAGGGGUGUUGUCAGGAUUCUAUGGGAAGAUGUGUGGGAAAUGGCCAGCACAUGCCUGGCAGUGUCAUCACUAAGUAAAGAGUGCAGUUGUCAUGGUCCAGAUUAGUCACCUGUUGUUAACUGACAAUUUCAGUGGGAAACAGUGCGGGCCCCCUGUUUCUCAGUCAUGGGUCUGUGAGUUGGCUGGGGUUGAGCUGGGCUUGGCUGAUCUUGGUUCCAGGUUGCUUUUUCUCUCAGAACUCAUGGGCUACCACAUCAUGCUUUUCUCAUGGUCAUGCCAAGAGCACAGUAGGACAAGUCCAAAUACACAAACACAUUUCAAGCCUCUGCUUCGGUCACUUCCACUAACAUCUGCUUGACCAGAACAAGUUGAUGGCCAAACCCAAAGUUAAGGGGUGAGAUGUGCAUGGGGGCCAAUAGGGAAGUCAUGAGUGAGUGUAUAAUCCUACAAGGGCUGGAGGAAUUGGUACCAAUAAUUCAACCAACACCUGGUCCAUGGUUAUUCACAUUCUGAAUAUGUGAAAAUGGGAAAAUGAAACAACACACACACAUCCCCCUUAGUUCUCAGGAAGCGAUCAUAAAACCUUAAGGCUUGAAGCACUUUGAGGACUGGGAGAGUUGUGGAUACCAUUUAUUAUCUAAUGUAUGUUGUUUCAGUACCUGUGCUGUUCAUCCACAUUUGUCCUUAUUCCUAAUAAUGCAAAAUUCAGAUCAUAAACUCUGUUAUAACACAAGCCAGUUUGUGUGAAAGCCAUUUGUGGAAUUUCUUUCAAGUCAGUGCUGUUUUUUUUAAUUGGUUUUCACUUCACUUUCAAGAUCUGCUCAUUUGACCUGCAGGCCUCAGUUGCAGAACUCAGGCUUGUGGAUAGAAAGGAGCUGGUGGGGGUCUUGGCUGGCAGCCAUCCAUCUAAACACCCCCAGGCUCCACCUCUCUCCGUCUCCAUGUCUGGCUCCCACCUUGCCCAAGGCAGCUGCUUGUCCCUCCUGCCCACCCCGCCCCAUCCCUCUCUUUCCCACUCCCCCCACUUCCUACCUACCCUCCCAUCCACUUGCCAUAGCCACACAUAUAUUCAUUCAUUUUUUGACCUCCCUGGGUAUCUGGGCUGUGCCAGAUUGUGUGCCAGGCCCUGGUGGGGCCACAAUGAGUUCAACCCAUGGUCCUUGUUUGGAAUGUGAGGUGAUUCAGGUGCAGCAUGACAGAUGCAGAACAGAGGCCUGUGCUGGCGUCAGUCACAUCAAGGGGCAUGACCGAAUCAAACCUAUGGGUAAGGGUGGGGGUACCCCUACCCUGAGGGGUGGGGGUGUAAGCUGAGCUGCAGAGCCCAGCAAGAGCUGGUGAUUCAGAAAGGGCAGGAAAUGCUAGGGAGAAGGUGGUCCUGAGAUAUAGGUGUCUGAGGCUGCUGCAAGGCACAGAUGGGCAGACAGUGAGGAUGCGACUCUUGGAGAUGCAACGGUAGGAAGGCAUUGAAGGAAAGGAGUUUGAGCUAGGGUCCUGGAGGGCUGGCUCUGAGAAGCCCUUCCAGGGGGCCUCUAGCUGUAACAGGUAAAGUGGGCUGGAGGAGCAAAGAUGUACCUCCCGAACCAUUUCCUCUCCGUCUGGAAGGAAGAAGCAGGGUUCCCUAGAGGCACCAAGGAAGCAUCCCCAUUUCUACAGAGAGGCUUGGAGCCCAGGAGCCCUGUAGGCUGAGUCCCUUUGGAAACUGCAUGGAGCUGGAAUUUGCCCACAGAGAGGUUCUGCCCAGAAGGAGACUGAAGCUUUGGGGAGUCUCCCUCCCCUACUGUCCCAUGCGGGGCAGGAAAGGACACCUCAUGAGGUUGGAACCUGAGACUCCACAUCGUGCAGCAACAUACAUUAUGUCAUUUAACUCACAUGAUAUGCCCUGGAAAUAGAUACUUAAUUCCCAUUUUACAGCAGAAGAAACUGAACUCCAAGAGGUCAACUGAUUUUCCUAAGACUAUGGGUUCUGGAGAAGCAGUACGAGAAUAACCCAGACUGCCCCACUUGUGCUCACAUCCUUCCCAGCCUGCCUUGUGUCUCCUCAGCCCAGCUGGGUCAUGUGGUAUUGUGGACAAUUGAAGAACUGGGACUUAGGACCAGGCAUCGACUCCCUGUCUAAACAUUCAACUUGCACCCGGCCCUCCCCAACAUUUUCCAUUGCCCUUCUCUUGAGCACUUUUCAUUCUCUUGCAUACUGUUUUUACUGAAUUAUCUUGUUUAUUGUAUCUCCCAUCACUAGAAUGUAAAGAAUUUUUGCUGUGUUUUUCACUGCUGUGUCCCCAGCACUCAGCAACUAGAACAAUGAGGCCAAAGCAAGUGUUCAACAGACCUUUGUAGAAGGAAUGAAUAAGAUGCCUGGUCUGGCCUCACCCCUGACAAACCAGCUUCUCACAAGGGUUUUGACAUUUGUUAAACUGCAUGCACGGCUGUCCUCCUCUGGCUUGUUGGAUUACUCCAUAAUUUCUUUGAAAUCAGUUUGACAGGUAUA
Molecule: messenger RNA, 5498 nt
Organism: Cervus elaphus (red deer)
Lineage: Eukaryota; Metazoa; Chordata; Mammalia; Artiodactyla; Cervidae
Gene: ZNF488
Product: zinc finger protein 488
Exons: 3
Coding region: 1588-2559 (323 amino acids)
Biological process (GO): regulation of DNA-templated transcription
Cellular component (GO): nucleus
Source: RefSeq, a predicted model, not a curated record